Messenger RNA from Microplitis demolitor, 2849 nucleotides. RefSeq names its product GATOR complex protein MIOS-B (gene mio). Bases 113 to 2722 code for a protein of 869 amino acids. The transcript has 3 exons. Gene Ontology annotation, biological process: positive regulation of TORC1 signaling; cellular response to amino acid starvation. Gene Ontology annotation, molecular function: protein binding. Gene Ontology annotation, cellular component: cytoplasm. NCBI's taxonomy places the organism in Eukaryota, Metazoa, Arthropoda, Insecta, Hymenoptera, Braconidae. The record is from RefSeq and is a predicted model, not a curated record.
AAAAAAAAAAAAUGCCGAACAAUAUUACAUUCCAUGUGUAAUUUUUAAAAAAACAAUAACGAUUAAUUGCGGGAGAGAACACGCGUUGAUUAUUAAUUUAUUUAAAUUUGAAAUGAUGAACAGCUCAAAGCUGGAAGUCCAGUGGUCUCCAGUUCAUUCAAAUAAAUUUAUCACCUGGGGAACGGAAAUAUGUCUCUAUGAAGUUGCUGAGUUUAAAGACAAUGAUAAGCAAUCAUGUAUUAAAAUAUCGGACUCAACGAUAGCCCAGCUACUGGCAACAAAUUCAAGUCAUCAUUAUGUUAAGUGUGUUGAUAUUUAUCCGCAAUCAGAACCGGAUAUUUUGCUGGCAGUGGGUCAAGCUAAUGGGAAAAUAGUGUUGACAACUUUUGGGCCAACGGCUUUCGACUCCCUCAGUUUAACGGGAAAGGAAUUGGCACCGAAACAUGCGAGACAAUGUAACGCAGUGGCAUGGAAUCCGGCAGACCCAAAUUUGAUAGUCUGUGGUCUUGAUAAAUAUCGUACAGAUCAUUCAAUUCUUCUGUGGGAUGUUUUGAAAUCUCCUUCGGUAACUGAUCGUGCCCAUCACCACACUGUCAAUCAACCGGAUUCAAUAAGACCGCUGUCAGAGGCUGGAGUAUCUGAAACAACACAUUCACUUUCUUGGUUCAACAAUGAGACGCGGUGCCUGGUUGCCGGCGUAAAUAAUAAGCAAUUAAAGAUAAUUGACUUUCGCGACUCUGCUAAAACUGUAAAUACCACAGCUACAAAGGCUGUUUACAGUGUGGCAGUAAAUCCACAUAAUGUUUGUCAGCUGGUUUCUCAUGUCGACAAUCAAAUCACCAUCUGGGACACGCGUUACUUUGAGAAGCCGAUGCUGACGUUGCCGCAGACUCGGCAGAUAAACAAAGUCCUGUGGUGUCCAACGCGACACAAUCUCUUGGGAUCUUUGCAGAAAGAUUCAGCAGUAUUAUAUUUGCAUGAUAUACAGCACAGCGGGGUCGGAAGUGGGGAAGAUGCUGAGCCGGGAGCUUUAGAACGGAUGGUAACUCCUUGGUCAACACCUGGUACCAAUUGGACGGGCAUCAACAGUUUUUCCUGGCAUCCUACUCAUGCCAAUAGACUACUGACGAUAUCUCCCCAAGGAAUUACCGACUACACCGUCUACGAAAGAGUCACCGUUAACUGGUCCACAAGAUCUCAUUUGGUGUGGAAUCAUGCUACCAAAGCUCUCAAAUAUAUAUCAAGCAGUGAUAAUGUAUAUAAAUCUCUAGAUGACAUUUCUAUUCUUACAAAGCGACGUGCUCUUGCUAAUUACGGAUUACUUCCUGAUUUAUCGCAGAAUGGUGAAGUAGCAGAAAACGAAACGCUAAAAAAUUUAUGGCAGUGGUUAUGUUUAAGUAGGUCAUUAGUCGAAGACGGAAUAAUUCCGUCAAUUUACAAUUAUCAUCCUGGAGUAAGAACAGUCUUGAGACUGGACGGUCAGAAUGGCGGCAAUGGAUUAUUUAUGAAGUCUGAGUUAAUAAAUCGACCGUGGGUUGAUAUUGGAUCGAGUCAUACUGCUAAAAUUUAUCGAUCGACUGAUCGCGACAAAGCCCUCCAGCUUUGCGGCUGGAGAUUCGACAAGGACUCGAAUGCUACGUACAAUAAUUUAUUUCUCGAGCGGCUUGAACGAGAAGGACAGUACGCACGUGCAACAGCAAUAUCUGUAUUUAAUUUAUCUUUAAGACAAGCCAUUGAUAUUUUGAAUCGCGGUGCCAGCAAAAUGUCAAUGGCUACAAAUUUACACAUCGUAGCAAUGGCACUGUCAGGAUUUUCAGAAGAUAGAAAUAGCAUGUGGCGAGAAUUGUGUUUGAAAUCACGAUCUCAAUUGUCAGAUCCUUAUCUUAGGGCAACUUUUGCAUUUCUAACAGCUGACAAUGACUCGUAUGAAAAUGUACUUAAUGAAAAUGGUGUUGCUGUUGAAGACAGAGUCGCGUUUGCUUUGAUGUUUUUAUCGGACAGUAAAUUAUGUGAGUACUUGAAAAAGUUAACAGUUAAAUUGAGCGAAGAGGGUGAUUUGGCGGGUUUCCUACUUACUGGAGCAACAUCUGACGGCAUUCAGCUGCUGAACCGUUACCUAGAAAUUACUGGUGAUGUGCAGAGCUGUAGUCUCAUUGCUAUUCGCGCAUUACCGGUUAAAUUCCGGCAGGAAAAUCAAGUCCAGGUUUGGAUAGACAGUUACAGAGAGUUGUUGGAUGCCUGGAAGAUGUGGAACCAACGCGCGCACUUUGAUAUCGCAAUGAGAUUGCCCUCCACCGACAAACCACCUCAGCAAGUCUUCAUAUCAUGCAACUUUUGCGGCAAAAGCAUAUCAGCAUUCAUGCAAAAUCUUAGUCGGACACGUGGACCCUUCAGUAGACUCGUUAAUAAUUCAAACCAAUUAAAAAUAUCAUCAUGUCCGAACUGCCGCAAGCCACUUCCGAGAUGUGACAUCUGUCUGAUGCACAUGGGCACCCCCAGUGGCAUCCGGGCAUUGGCUGGGAUCUCAUCAAGAAACGACGAUGACAGCAAACUCACGGAAUUCGGAAGCUGGUUCACGUGGUGCCAGACAUGCAGACACGGCGGACACACUGACCAUAUUACUCACUGGUUCCGUCAGCACACAGAGUGUCCGGUUACCUCUUGUAGCUGUCGCUGCUUUUCUCUAGAUGCCUCUUUUAAUGUUUUCGUUAACGCGACAUAAGUUAUAGUUUUUUAAAAUGAACAAUGUACAAAUUUUGUAUUUUAGUAAAUUAACAAUCAUGCAAUUUAGUUUGUAUUGAAAUUUUUUAUGUUAUCAUUCCCAAAAAUAUAUUGUACAUUUUUUUCAA